GGGAACUACGCGCAAAUUACUCUUAUAAUAUAUAUGGACGGCGUUGAGCGGCGGGCAUCAUUCGUAGACUGACUGUCACGACAGUGUGAUCGUAGUUCGAUUGAGUUGAAACGAUAACAAGAUGUAUAAGUUUGGCAUCCUCCUCAUUGCCUCCUACAUAUGCAGCACCGCAGCUCUCCCGCCCUGCGUGUGCGCACGUGACUACACGCCCGUCUGCGGCUCCGACGGCGAGACCUACCCCAACAGCUGUAUGCUCGACUGCGCCGCCCAGACCAAACACGAUCUAAAGCUCGCCCACGGAGGCCCCUGCCAAGCUGAAAAACCCUCCUGCAUUUGCACAUUUGAAUACAAACCAGUUUGCGGCAUGGACGGCACAACCUACCCCAGCAAAUGCGCUCUCGGCUGCGAAAAAUCUAGAAACCCCAACUUGGUUAAGCUACAUGACGGCCCUUGCGAAACUGAGACCGUCACCGAGGAAGUGAAAGUAGCCAAACCCAUUCUACCCACUUGCACUUGCACGAGGAACUUCGAGCCAAUCUGUGGAACCGACGGUGUUACUUACAGUAAUAUGUGCUUGUUGAAAUGCGCGGCGCAAAACAAGCCUUUGGAUAAAAAAGCUGACGGUCCCUGCGAGGACGUGACUGUGAAAGUAGUGGAAGAUUCAAAACAAGAGCCCCCUAAGAAAAGCUGUGUGUGCUUCAGGAAUUAUGCGCCUGUGUGUGGAUCGGAUGGAAAAACGUAUGCUAACCAUUGUGUGCUGGGAUGCUCGAGUAACAGUAAUCCUGGAUUGAGCAUGGCUCACAAUGGUCCCUGCUAAAUAAAGGGCUGGCGUUAUUGAUACACGCGCUACAAGACUCAAUUACCUAUUAAUCGUUUGUCAUAAUCUGUCAUUAGGACUUAGGUAUGUACUUAUAACAAAGGGAUAAAAGAUAAAUUAACUAAUUUUAUUGAAACUUGUAAAAUGGUAUGCCUUAGUCUGAACGUAAGUUUGUGCUUUUUGAGUUCUUGUAGUUCGAUAUAUUUUACCAAUCGUCCCGAAAACAGUAUUGUAUGUGAUGUUUUGUUUACUUAUUCGUAAGAAUGUUAUUCGGUCUGAUUGACAGCCUUGCCCAGUUAUAGGGCUUAUUUAGACAGCGCGAGAAUUCGCACGUGAGUUUUCAGAAAAACAGCUCUCAAAAUUCUGCUAUAGUUAUUUAAAAAAAAAACUUUCUAAUAUACCUACACAAAAGCAAUUUAACGUCUAAAUUUGCUGUUUUUAAACCUGUUUAAUUUUGCACUUUUUAAAACCACUAACAUUUAUUGGAGUAUAUCUAAUGUUUACCAUGAAUAAUCAAUAAUAGAAAAAACAUUUACUACAAUUAUGUAGGUAUAUGGAGUAUAAAUUCGCGAUAAAAAUACUUGUAAACCCCAAAAAUACUAUGCAUUUGACAUUUUGAAAGACCUUCUACACUAGCGCCCCUAGCGGCGAAAUUAAACGUGUCAGCCCUCAUUUAAUGUAAUCUCUCGCGCCGUCUAAAUGAACCCUAAAAAAUUUAUGUGUACGCCUAUUCAGGACAAAAAGUUUCGAAAAAGUGCCAUUUAUAUGUAUGAAGUUAUUGUGAUACCUUAUUAUUAACGAGUAUGAUAGUAAAGAUGAGUUCUAUAAAAUGUCUUCCAAAGAACGAAUAUUUUUAAGGCCCCCAAUGAGUAGAUAUGUCAUCGUAUUGUUAUGUCUGAUACGUAAUUGUAUAAGUCCGUAGUAUUAUAUAUUGUUAUAAAUAAACAUGUGAUAAUAAA
This is a messenger RNA of Cydia pomonella (codling moth), 1776 nucleotides long. Its product is annotated as serine protease inhibitor dipetalogastin-like. Bases 122 to 817 code for a protein of 231 amino acids. The record is from RefSeq and is a predicted model, not a curated record. Lineage: Eukaryota; Metazoa; Arthropoda; Insecta; Lepidoptera; Tortricidae. Gene Ontology annotation, molecular function: protein binding. The transcript is spliced from 2 exons.